AUGGACCACCACGAAAAUUGUCCUCAAUGGAUCAAGAUCGAGCAGCGACUGAAUAACUUGGAAAAGCUCGACCAAUUGGAGAACGAUGCCGAAGCCAAUCAAGAAGCUUUGAUAACCUUAUUCAAAAAUAUGCUCGGUGGGGAAGGCGUGGUAGCAGGUCUACGCCGUCUUAUUUCGGAUGACGUAUUAUACAAGAUGAAUUACUCUGGAAAAAUGGGACAAGUCGGACUUACAAAAUUUUCUAAUUUUACAAAUGUUCUAUAUGAGUCACUCAGAAACGAGCAUUAUAGCUAUCGACAGUUCCAGGAUGACUUCCGCACCUCGUUCACAAAGGCGAAGAACAAAAAAUACAAAAAUUCAUAUAAAAAAAAGAAAACAGAUUUUCAGGACUAAUAAAAAAUUUAGACCUGAAAUUUUCUGGACUAAAUUUUUAUAAGUCCUGAAAAUUUGUUUUUCUUAUUUUUCAUAUGCAUUUUUAUUCGAAUCAAUAAAAAUAGACCUCUGCUGCUAAGAGCAUA
This is a messenger RNA of Drosophila ficusphila, 518 nucleotides long. RefSeq lists its product as uncharacterized. The transcript has 4 exons. The record is from RefSeq and is a predicted model, not a curated record. Lineage: Eukaryota; Metazoa; Arthropoda; Insecta; Diptera; Drosophilidae. Bases 1 to 393 code for a protein of 130 amino acids.